CGCAAGCCAGCGUUAACUAAACCAAACCAAGCCAAACCAGCUUCUGUUGUACACUUCGCAACAUACAAACCUCAUAGUACUGAUCAGUUCGAUACCUACCUACCUACCUAAUCAAGUUCAUUCAUCGCGACCUGAAUCUCGCAUCAUGGCAGACCAACAACUUCAAGCAGAAUUCUUCCUCUCAUGGGGGAUGGUCGUUCUCGCGCUUCAGGCCAUCAAGGUUGCAGGAUACGACAAAUGGGAUGACUUGCCAUUCUGCGCGAAAUACUGUUUCAACAUCGGCAUCGACAACACAAUCACCCCAUGCGGCUUCGACCUGUCCUGCGCCUGCUUCAACAAAGACAGCAACCUCGCCAACCUGGUCACCGCAUGUCUGGAACAAUCACCACCAUGCGAUUCGAACGCGACAAAAGCUGCGGUCUGGGACUACGGCAACAGAGUCUUUUGCAAUGAGUCCGAUCCCGGUAGUGCGUCGUUUGAGAUUGUUGAGGGCACGUACGCUUUGACAUUGGCGCUGUACACUAUGUACAACUCGCAGAGUGGACAGCAUGGUCCGACUUCGAUCCAGAUGACUUCGACUGUGACCACACCUGUUACGGAGUCUGCCACGUCAACUAGCACUACUGCGAGUGGUAGUGAUGACAAUGGCGAUGGAUCGGGAUCAGCGGCGCAAAGCUCAACUGCUACUGCCACCGCAAACGGCUCUUCUUCGGCAACCUUCACUUCUGCUCCGGAAAGCGGCGCCUCAGGUUCUCCAGCUGUCAACCCUACCGAUGUCAACCCCUUGAUCACAAGCUAUUCAACACAGGUGGUGACUGCGGACAGUACUACCGGCAUGACUCGGACCGUGAGCGCUUCUGCACCAGCCACGACAGUGACUGUCAUUGCACCACAAUCGUCCAGCGUUGCGCCAUCGGUCUCUGGUGAAGGAAUCCGUUUCCAACGAUUGAUGAAUGCACUGGUGCUGGGAGUUCUUAUGGUCGUAGUGUUGGCGCUGGCGUUGUGGUAUUGA
Molecule: messenger RNA, 1012 nt
Organism: Exophiala dermatitidis NIH/UT8656
Lineage: Eukaryota; Fungi; Ascomycota; Eurotiomycetes; Chaetothyriales; Herpotrichiellaceae
Exons: 3
Coding region: 146-1012 (288 amino acids)
Source: RefSeq, a predicted model, not a curated record